AAAUACCUUUUGAGAUCAUAUUCCCUACUCUUUCUAGCUCUACUUGUUCUUCGGUGCAAGUAAUUGCUGCCAUCUACCACCAUAAGCUAAGCAAUUCCCCCACAUUGUAAAAACUUUGGGAAAAAGUCUUAAUUUCUUCUUCAAUUUAUAGGCAAUAUGAAGACAUAAGAAUUGAAAAAGUAGAAAGGAAAACAAUAGGCAUAAAGAUGAAGCACAGAAUUGGCCUUCAACUUUUCCCUCUAUUGUCGUCUUCUUCUUCUUCAGAGUUCCACAGUAGUGAUCACUCUGUGGCCUGCUCGUCUACAAGAAAGCAUAUCACAAUUUUCUACAACGCACAAGCUGGAGAAUGUGAUAUAUCUGAAGUGCAGGCCUUAGCCAUCUUAUGGCAUGCAAGACAAGUAAAAUAUAAUAAUGGGCUGUCCCUGAGAAAAUCCCUACAGAGGUUUCUGCAAAAGAGAAGAGAAAGGAGGAUUCAAGCAGCUAAUCCAUACUAGCUAAAAGAAAUGAUAUGAUGUUGGUGAUAGGCGAAUUCAGAAUUGAGAAUUUAGUUAUCUAGAAUGUGUAUGAUUUUGUGAUAUGCGGAUAGGUCACUAAUUUUUUUCUGCAUAUGUAUCUGCAUUUCCAACGGGAACAGUGAUUUCAGCUGAAUUUACCGAACUAGCUAUAUAUGUGUUGAUUCCUAAUUA
Messenger RNA from Nicotiana attenuata, 686 nucleotides. RefSeq lists its product as uncharacterized. The record is from RefSeq and is a predicted model, not a curated record. The coding region runs from base 207 to 494 and encodes 95 amino acids. NCBI's taxonomy places the organism in Eukaryota, Viridiplantae, Streptophyta, Magnoliopsida, Solanales, Solanaceae. The transcript has 3 exons.